CACUCUCUUUCUCUCUCUCUCUCUAUUCGCCGGUAAUAAUAAUCAUCGUCUUCAUCAUGUGCCGUAUUUGUUUUGGGCAGAAUGUGUUAUUAUGCCGCCGACGUGCUACCAGCGGUUAGUACUCUUACUCUCGACGAUGGUACUGCUGAUGGUAGAAUUGCGAUCAGCUGUUGACUCGUCUUAUACUCGCGAACCAGACUGCGGUCGUACUUUCAGGAGGUCCAGGCAACCCAGAGCCGGUACUAUCGGCAGGAUUAUUAAUGGCAAGCAGAGCGUUAAAGGGGCGUGGCCAUGGCAGGUUUCAUUACAAUUGCUGCAUCCUCAGUUCGGUUUCUUAGGGCACUGGUGUGGCGGUGUGAUGAUUUCGCAGGAAUGGCUCCUGACCGCUGCCCAUUGCAUUAAUAAUGAAUUAUUUAAUUUGCCUUUGGCGGCCCUAUGGACGGCCGUGCUGGGAGAUUGGGACAGGGACAUGGAAGAAUUGACCGAGGAACGAAUUCCUGUGGAAAAAAUCAUUUUACAUGAGAGGUUUCAUAAUUUCCAGCACGAUAUUGCCCUAAUGAAACUCUCGCAACCAGUAAAAUUCACGUCAAAAUCCAAAGUGCGAGCGGUAUGUCUGCCCUCAAAGAGACUGAACCAUAACCAGACUAAUUUCUGCGUGGCAACCGGCUGGGGUAGAAACUUAGAGGACGGAGUCUUAGCGGAGAAACUAUUAGAGACCAAAGUGCCGGUGCACGAUAACGCUAUUUGCAAAAAGAAAUACGGCCACGCGGUGCAUAUAAGAAGCGGACACUUGUGCGCAGGUCAUUUGGAUGGAUCCACUGGCACUUGUGUGGGUGAUUCGGGAGGGCCGCUGCAGUGCGCUUUAAGUGACGGAAGAUGGAUUUUGGCGGGGAUCACGUCGUUUGGUUCCGGAUGUGCUAAGCCAGGAUUUCCAGACGUUUAUACGAGACUAUCCUACUAUUUGCCCUGGAUUAAUAUGAAAAUGAAGGCCAACAGAAGUGAUCUGAGAAAGAGAUACGGAUGAGGUGUUAAUGUAGUUAAGGUUUUGUAAAUAAUAAAUUAUUUAUUUAUUU
Anthonomus grandis grandis is the source of this 1073-nucleotide messenger RNA. Its product is annotated as chymotrypsin-like elastase family member 2A. Lineage: Eukaryota; Metazoa; Arthropoda; Insecta; Coleoptera; Curculionidae. The transcript has 6 exons. The record is from RefSeq and is a predicted model, not a curated record. Gene Ontology annotation, biological process: proteolysis. Bases 92 to 1024 code for a protein of 310 amino acids. Gene Ontology annotation, molecular function: serine-type endopeptidase activity.